Molecule: messenger RNA, 465 nt
Organism: Aplosporella prunicola CBS 121167
Lineage: Eukaryota; Fungi; Ascomycota; Dothideomycetes; Botryosphaeriales; Aplosporellaceae
Exons: 2
Coding region: 49-465 (138 amino acids)
Source: RefSeq, a predicted model, not a curated record
GAGCCCUUUCUAACAUUCACACAGAACCCAGGCACAUCCUGCUCCCCGAUGCAGAAGACUUCGGAGGUUGCCUCGACGCCGCCUGAAAUGCCUGGUCUCACCCCGAUCAACAAUUAUCUACUGCUCCAUUCAUACGGAGCCCUCGACGAUCGCGGCCGCAUCAUCCCCAGCCCCGCUCUACUCCAGCAAUGGCCAAUGCUAGCAGAUCGUCAGCUCUGGCCCUCACCCAAAGAGGUGGCCGUCCAGUCCGAGCGAACAGGCACCAACAUCCCUCUUCUAGCCGCCUUCGCUGCUCGCGAGUUCUUCGAGUACGGCUACCAGAACUUCGCGGUCGCCGUCAUUGGCAACCUUCCUCCUUGGACGCUCGCUUAUCCCAUAGGAAACCGCACCCCACUCGACUUGAUGAACGACGGCCCGCCAAUCUCCGAAGGAAUGGCACUUCUGUGGUUGUCCAUGGCGUGGUAG